Sipha flava (yellow sugarcane aphid) is the source of this 1473-nucleotide messenger RNA. RefSeq names its product protein arginine N-methyltransferase 1 (gene Art1). The transcript has 6 exons. Gene Ontology annotation, cellular component: nucleus. Gene Ontology annotation, molecular function: protein-arginine N-methyltransferase activity. Gene Ontology annotation, biological process: peptidyl-arginine methylation. NCBI's taxonomy places the organism in Eukaryota, Metazoa, Arthropoda, Insecta, Hemiptera, Aphididae. Bases 177 to 1319 code for a protein of 380 amino acids. The record is from RefSeq and is a predicted model, not a curated record.
GUUCUUUAUUAUUCAAUAUUAUAGUGGUCUGACCUAACACGGUUUUUUAAUUUUAUUACAAUAAUUAUGAAACAAUAGUUUUAUAAAUUAAAUUUUUGAUUCGUCUUCAUACUCGUAUUUGUAGUUCAAAUUUCUUUUAAUAACAGCUAGUCGCUUUUUUUUUUAAAGUCGUAGUAAUGUCUCAAAUUGCAUUGGCAGUGGGAAGUAAUUCCGAAAAUAAAAUAGACCCAAUGGAAGUAAUAAUGGACAAUAAUGUUGUUGAUGAUGUUCCUGAAUCAUCUUCUGCAUUGGCUAUUUCAAAUGGUGUAAAAAAUAGAUCUGUAAAUGUAAGCGAGAUGACUUCAAUGGAUUACUACUUUGAUUCAUAUGCUCAUUUUGGUAUACAUGAAGAAAUGCUUAAAGAUGAAGUGCGAACUCUUACUUACAGAAAUUCUAUGUAUUACAAUAAACAUUUACUCAAGGGUAAAAUUGUAUUAGAUAUUGGAUGUGGUACUGGAAUAUUGUCUAUGUUUGCUGCUAAAGCUGGAGCAGCCAAAGUCAUCGGUGUAGAGUGUUCUAAUAUUGUAGAAUAUGCCAAACAAAUAGUAGCUGAUAACAAUUUAGAUCAUAUUGUAACAAUUAUCAAAGGAAAAGUUGAAGAAAUAGACUUACCAGAUGGUAUUACUAAAGUAGAUAUUAUUAUAUCGGAAUGGAUGGGAUAUUGUUUAUUUUAUGAAUCUAUGUUGGAUACUGUACUUUAUGCCAGAGACAAAUGGUUAAAAGAAGAUGGAAUGUUGUUUCCUGACCGUGCAAAUUUGUUCAUAACUGGCAUUGAAGAUAGACAGUAUAAAGAUGACAAAAUAAACUGGUGGGAAAAUGUAUAUGGAUUUAAUAUGAGUGCCAUACGUAAUGUUGCUAUAAGUGAACCAUUAGUUGAUUGCGUAGAACCUAAACAGGUUGUUACAAAUUCAAGUUUGUUAAAAGAAGUAGAUUUGUAUACAGUAAAAAAAGAGGACUUAACAUUUACUGCUCCAUUUAAUCUUCAAGUCCGUCGUCAAGAUUAUGUCCAUGCAUUGGUUACAUAUUUUACUGUAGAGUUUACCAAAUGUCAUAAACGAAUUGGUUUUUCAACGGCACCAGAAUCACCUUAUACACAUUGGAAACAAACUGUUUUCUACUUGGAUAACUAUUUAACUGUGAAAAGAAAUGAUGAAGUGUUUGGCACAUUUUCAAUGUCUCCAAACGAACGUAAUACCCGAGAUAUGGACUUUGUUAUUGACAUUCAAUUUAAAAAUGAUGUGAAUGAUGUGACCGAAUCUAAUAAAUACCGUAUGCGUUAAUUUAAAACUAAAUAUUAUAUCAUAAUUUUUAUUACCUUAAAUUUUUUUUUUUUUUUAUAUAUGUAUGUAACAUUUAAAAUUAAAUAUUUACAAUUUAAAACACAUUCUCUUGAAGAACAAAAGUUGCAUUCGUGGAGAAUUAAUUUAAUUAUGA